GGGCUGGAGCGACGCCACGCCUCCUUCGACGCUGCUGCUGCCGCCGCCAACGGAGCGGGGGCACCUUGCUUGGGUGGUGGUUGUUGGACUCUUUGCGCUGUCUCGGCGGUCGGCUGAUCCUUGCGGCUGUUCUUAUUCCAGGACGUUCUGUGAUCCUUGAUAACAGACUGAAAUCAGAAACUUGACAGAUGCCAGUACCACCACCACCUCCACCGCCGCCGCCUCUUCCACCACCUUCUUCUGGAGGUCCUCCUGCUCCCCCUCCCCCUCUUCCAUCACUUUCUGGAGGUCCUCCCCCUCCCCCUCUUCCAUCACCUUCUUCUGGAGGACCACCACCACCACCACCACCACCACCACCUUCAUUUCCUCUGGCAAACACAGAGCCACCCAAGCUAAAAAGGGAGGAAUCAAAAAGUCGGAGUGCCUUGUUACAUGAGAUCCAGAGAGGGACUCGUCUGAGGAAAGUAACACAGACCAAUGACCGGAGUGCACCUCAGUUCGAAACCUCCAGGAAAAGGGCCAGUAGAGAUGGAGGAAGUUUAGCAAUGGGAAGAAGUGACAUCCCUCAAGCAUUAGGGAACCUCUUUGCAGAUGGUUUUCCUGUUCUGAGGCCAGUAGGCCAAAGAGACUUCACAGCUGGUAGGACUGGGCAACAACAUGGAGUAAGAACAUCUCCUACUUCAAAAUCUCCACCCUCACUGAGCAGUAACGGGAAAGCCAGUGCCAACCUUCAGAAUGCACCUGAUUGCCCGAAGCCAGCAGAUCAGUUGGAAGCUUCUGGGGCCCUGCGAGCAGUGCCAGUUUCUCCCAGCAUCCCUGCUCCACCUCCUACACCUCCACCACCACCUCCUCCUCUCCCACCUUCUUCCUCCAGCAAACCAUCUCUUAUUUUUCCCCCUCCUCCACUGCUUCCUCCUCCUCCUGUCGAAAAUCCUGAAAAGCUUACCUCCCCAAACUUCCCCCCUCCUCCUCCCCCUCCUCCUCCCCCCCUUCCUUCUCCAAGUGGCAAAGUUCCUAAACCUCAAGCAUCCCCUGCACAUGGGCUGCCACCUCCUGUACCUCUAACGCCAUCUUGUGGGCUUCCAGGCAGAAUAAGCGAGUGCACCAGCCCAUCUUCCUCCCAGCUUGAUCUAAGAAUGAAUUCCCCUCCCGUGCCGCCGCCGCCACCACCACCACCCCCUCCUCUAGGGCCUUCGAUGUCCACCUUUUCCUCACACAGAACAUCUUUGCCACUGCCACCUUUGCCAACGGACAGCAAUGCCAUGAGCAACAGCAGCAGUGAUGCAGCAGCACCACCACUUCCCCCCAAGUCCCCAUUCGUGCUGUCCCAAAUCCAGAAGCCUAACAUUCAAUCCCUACCUCUCCUCCCUUCCCCUCCUACCACACAGCAAGUUAUUGUAACACAGAAGAAAAGACAAGGUAGAGGCGGUGCAAAGUUGAAUCCACCACCUCCACCUCCUGCAAGAUCUCCAACAACUGAGCUCUCAAGCAAAUGCCAGUAUGCCCAAGUAUCUCCCUGGCUGACUACCAAUGACCUCUGCCCAGUACUUAGGAAUGGAGCUGUGCACAUAAUUGAUGACUUUGAAUCUAAAUUUACUUUCCAUUCCGUGGAAGAAUUUCCUCCACCCGAUGAAUUUAAGCCAUCUCAGAAAAUUUAUCCUAGCCAGGAGGCUAAAGAUAGUACCAACAACCCGCCUUUAAGAACACAAGUGAGAUGAGAAGAUGCAUAUUACUGGAUAACUGCUAGCAGGAUCAACAGCAGUAUUUUAAAAUGUAAGACCUUGCUCUGAUAGUUAUACAAUAUGUGCAAACAAAACCAGUGCUUCAUGCAACACCCCAUGUGGCACUUAAAGGCUAGUCAAUACUGGAUGACGACAGGAUUGGGAUUAAAUGGCAGUGCAUGAACUGUUAGCAAAGGGUUGACAUAUUCCUGUGUAAUUCAGUUGCUUUAAAAUUAGCCUAAGUUUUGUUUUACAGUUUAUGGAGUGCUCAAUUUGUAAUUCCAAAGUAGUCUACCUAUACAUGCCACACUCCCUUUGGACAUAUUGUUCACACUGUGCAGAAGCAAUUAACAGUUUGCCAUAGACAACAAUGGCUAAAGUUCUUCAUCUCUUACAUUGAACAUAGUUUACUGCAGUAAGUAACGUGCUGUGUUUCCAAACUGGAUAUAUCGUGUUUAAAUAUAUACAAGCAUUUUAAAACAUUCUUUUCCUCUUACAAAGUCAGACAUUUAACUAUAACAUUAAGAGAGGUUUUGCCAUAAUUGGAAAACUCAUUUCUGUAAAUUGUACUUUUAAAAAAUCAAUCCCCUUCUAGACUUUUGUGGUUGCACUGAAGUGGCCCACAGAGGCAUAGAGGUUUUCAAUGGAACACUGCACGUGUGCAUAGAUGUAUAUAUUUGGGUACAAAGAUGGUUAUCGAUACCCUCUCCAUUCGCACAUGAGAGGAUGUCCCAGCCUCUGUUGGUGGACCACAGAUAUGAAAGACUUUAAAGGCUCUAGCUUAUUAGAGGGAGGGGAAUGCCCCUAUUAAGCCUCCCAAUCUGGCUGCAUUUCAUAUUAGGCCAAGUACCUGCCAGAGGCAUACCCAUCUUUUGAAUUAUAGCUUGAGGAAAACCAGAGUUUUUUCCUGAAAUAAGGCAGGAGACUGUAGAAUGUAGAUUGCCAAAUGACCUGUUCCAAAUACCAGACUUUAAAAUGUAAAAAUCUAAUGCUAACUUGACCCCAUCUUCAAAAAUUAAAUAUUUGGAUGUCCGUGUAUCCCUUUCCCCAGGCCAGAUUAGAUAUUGCAUGGCAGAUGUGCGUAGCAGUCUCCCAACAUGAUUGUAGAACAGCAACAAUGGGAAGCUGAGAGCUUGCGUGGGGGGAAAGGGGCUUAGCUCUGUACAAGUGUAUAAUUCUUCCUUACGGUAGAAAAACAGCUGGGGGAACAAUUUUGUGUUUUAAAAGAGAGUCAGAAAAAUAGACUACAUUGCAGCUUCUAGGCCACUUCUAGUGGGGCCCAGGGCAAAAAUGUUUGUGCCCUCCAUGAUGAAUCAAUAUUGUUGCUCUACUAUAGUGUCCCCCCUCCCCUCCCAGCAAUAUAGGCACACAGCCUUGGGCAACUAACCGAUGGUCACACCGCUCUGCCACCCACAUCUACACAGUUCCUCGUCUCAAACUGGCAACUUCCUGUUGUUGUGUUUCAUUAAAAUAAAAUCCCGAGCAGAAGCUCUUUGCAUGUGACUGCCCUGUAGCACCUAGCUUGGCCUGUUAGUAUGAUUACUAUUCUUCUCUUCUAUCCAUAACCUUGUUUUAAAAGCAAUGGGAGCCAAAGAUUAUUUGUAUUCCAAUCACUCUACUAAUUCUUUCUCAGGUGAAAAAUGGAGCAAUGGGGUGCAGCAGGAACUCACGUAAGAAGUGGUUCCUGUGGUACCUAAUGCAUUAGCAGCAAGGAGAGCAGCCAGCUGAACCAAAGGCUAGCUGUGAGCGACUUAUGACAGCUAUUCAAUGGGUGAUUCAAGGCAGCUGCAAAUCAAAACGUGCAAGAGAAAACCUCAUUAAACUGAUGUUGCCAAUGGAGUUGCAAAUAAAAUCUCUUUCAAAGGAAUGCUUAACGUUACUUCAGACUAGCUUGCUGGAAAGCAUCUAACAAACUGAAACCUUUGAACUGCAUUGAAAACAUCAAUUGAUGAGUAAUGCCAGUCCAGGCAGCUGUUCUUUUGCAUCAUGACAUCUGUUCACCCUCACGUGAAUUAAAGGGGCAAAACAUCCCUAUAGUUUUAGUGACUAUUGAGCUUUGGAAGUUGCCAAUUUGUUUCUGGCAUGGAGAAGAAAAUGAAAUGCAAAAUCUGCCUGCACAUGGCAAAAUAUAGGAGGUUCUUUCCUCAGAUGGGGCAGAAGGGAACCAGUUCAAGAACAUGUGUCAGAUAUUUAAAGCUGUUUCCUUUUUAUGAAGUAUUCUAUUACAGUGCAAUCUCAAAUUAAAAGGCCAUGUGGAAUAUGAUUUCAUCUCUUCUGUACUAAAGCAUGUACUUGUUUAAAAAAGUGCUUUCAUUUGGAUUUGCAUAUUAAAUUAUAUAUAACA
Hemicordylus capensis (graceful crag lizard) is the source of this 4065-nucleotide messenger RNA. RefSeq names its product WAS/WASL interacting protein family member 3 (gene WIPF3). Gene Ontology annotation, molecular function: actin binding. The transcript has 8 exons. Lineage: Eukaryota; Metazoa; Chordata; Lepidosauria; Squamata; Cordylidae. The coding region runs from base 189 to 1718 and encodes 509 amino acids. The record is from RefSeq and is a predicted model, not a curated record.